ACAUGUUUGUAAUGCAGUGUUUGCCAUAACAUUAGUGUUUGUAUAGUAAAGACAAUACAAUAGAAUACAAUAUACUAUAUGUUUGUUGUAUUAAUAUUUGUCAAUAUAUUUAUAUUUAAACAACAUUUGUAUUGUAUAUUACUUUCAUGACAUCACAGUUACAGUCAAUACAUAGUGGGAUCAGUAGUGAUGGAUAUUGACCGAAGUUAUGGUCAAUUGAAUGGCCGCCGAACCACAUGAGUAAUCAGUUGCCAAUGGAAAGACUCGGCGACGAGACGUCCAGUACGGGCGGUAUUGCGGACAAUGCUGUGGACGGGCGGUCCAAACGACUUGUGUAUAUAACUGGUCGCCACAAGUACUGCUCUAAUGCCAUAACAACAGCGAAAUACAAUUUAGUGACUUUUGUACCAAAGUUUCUCUUCGAACAGUUCCACAGAUACUCUAAUAUAUUCUUCCUGUUCAUCGCAUUGAUGCAACAGAUCCCAAACGUGUCGCCCACCGGACGCUUCACUACAGCCAUACCGCUCUUCUUCAUACUGACCGUAUCGGCCAUUAAAGAGGCUUUUGAAGACAUCAAGAGACACCGCGCCGACAGAGGUGUCAACAGUAGUCUAGUGCUCGUACUCAACAAAUUUACCUCUCAGUGGGAUUGGAAACACUGGCAACAGAUCCAAGUGGGAGACAUCGUUAAGAUCACUAACGAUCAGUUCUUUCCCAGUGAUCUAUUUCUGUUGGCUUCAUCUGAACCAAACGGCAUGUGUUACAUUGAGACUGCAAAUCUUGACGGAGAGACUAAUCUAAAAAUAAGACAUUCCUUAAAGGAGACAACUCAUUGUCUAAAUAGUGAACAAUUAGUCAGUGAUUUGUCUUUAGCAUCCAUACAAUGCGAUCCACCGAAUCGUCAUUUGUAUGAAUUUCACGGAAAUCUUAAAUUAAAUGAAUUGGUGUAUGCGAUCGCACCCGAAAACAUAUUGCUGAGGGGCGCCAAACUCAGAAACACCAAUUGGGUAUUUGGUUGUGUCAUAUAUACGGGUCAUGAGACCAAACUAAUGAUGAAUUCAUCAGUUCAGGCGCCCAUCAAGAGGUCAAACGUUGAAAAGAUAACAAAUAAACAAACGAUUUUGUUGUUUGCAAUUUUAUUAUUUAUUUGUAUAAUCUCUGCCACGGCUUCAUAUAUCUGGAAGAAGCAAAAUCAGGAUCACUGGUAUUUGUGGGGUUUGGACGACAAACUAUCAUCCAAUUACUUCUUUGUUUUGCUUACUUUUAUUAUUUUAUACAAUAAUUUGAUCCCAAUAUCACUUCAAGUAACUCUUGAGAUGGUUCGCUUUAUUCAGGCAUCAUUUAUUAAUGCCGACAUUGAAAUGUAUUGCGAAGAGACGGACACACCUGCUAUGGCUCGUACUUCUAAUCUUAACGAAGAAUUAGGACAAGUUAAAUACAUAUUGUCUGAUAAAACAGGAACUCUGACCCGCAAUGUAAUGGAGUUUAAGAAAUGCUCGAUCGCUGGUCAGGUCUACACUGAAUAUGAUUUCAAAAAUUUGAUUGAAAGAAUGAAAUCCAAUCAAUCGGAUGCUUAUUAUAUAAAAGAAUUUUUGACUUUACUGUCUGUCUGUCAAACAGUGGUACCAGAAGUGGUUCCAAAUGAGACUACAAAUGACGGUAAGCCUCUUAUUCGAUAUCAAGGCGCCAGUCCUGAUGAAGCGGCUCUGGUUCGCGGCGCACAACAAAUUGGAUUUGAAUUUACUGCAAGAACUCCUCAAUAUGUCUUUAUUAAUGCUUUAGGAACUGAAGAAAAAUAUGAAAUUUUAAAUGUUCUUGACUUUACAUCUGAUCGCAAAAGAAUGUCGACAAUAGUGCGAACACCCGAAGGAAAGAUCAAACUAUACAUAAAAGGCGCCGAUUCUAUGAUUUACGACCGAUUGGCUGAGACAUCACUUUUUGGUGAUAUAACAGAACGACAUCUUUCAAACUUUGCUUCUGAAGGUCUUCGCACACUUUGCUGUGCUGUCGUUGACAUUGAAGAGAAUACAUAUCAAGAGUGGAAUAAAAGAUAUACUGAAUCACAGAUUAUGGAUUCGGGACCAAAUGGCAUGAGUAAAGAACAAUACAUUAAUGAAGUUAUGGCUAAAAUAGAAAAUAAUUUAAGAUUAGUCGGUUCGACAGCAAUUGAAGAUAAACUUCAAGAUGGAGUUCCGGAAACUAUUGAUACAUUGCUUAAGGCAGGCAUUCAUAUAUGGGUUUUGACCGGUGAUAAACAAGAAACAGCUAUCAAUAUUGGCCACAGUUGUAAACUAUUACAAACAGGAAUGCUUCACAUUGUCAUUGAUGACGACUCGUUAGAUAAUACAAGAGAUUCACUUAAUGAGGCACACAAUCAGCUUAAGGAUGCACAACGAGAGGUGGCUUUUAUUAUUGAUGGAAAAACUUUAAACUUUGCAAUGACUCCUGAAUUAAGACAACUAUUUAUGGAAAUGGCUUUAAAAUGCAAAUCCGUUAUAUGUUGUCGCGUAUCACCGGCACAGAAGGCAGAGAUUGUAGAAGCGGUUAAAAAGUCUACUAAAUCAAUAACGUUAGCAAUUGGUGACGGAGCUAAUGAUGUGGCUAUGAUUAGAGCUGCUAAUGUUGGGGUCGGUAUAUCAGGACAAGAAGGUCUACAAGCAGUACAUUCCUCUGAUUAUGCAAUCGCACAGUUCAGAUUCCUGUCCCGUCUUCUUCUAGUUCAUGGCUCGUGGUCUAUGUUCCGAUUAUGCAAAUUAAUACUUUAUUCAUUUUAUAAGAAUAUUGCACUCUAUAUAUUGGAGUUAUGGUUUGCAUCUGUGUCUGCCUGGUCAGGUCAGGCGGCAUUUGAUCGAUGGUCUCUUAGUCUUUAUAAUGUCAUCUUUACAGCGGCGCCUCCAGUGGUUAUCGGAUUGUUUGAUAGACAGUGUUCGGCUGAAACUAUGAUUAAAUAUCCAGCACUUUAUAAAACACAUAACGAAAAUUUUAAUGUCAGACUGUUCUGGACAUGGAUUAUGUCCGGUGUUUGGCACUCGUUAUUACUUUUUUGGUUGACUUAUUUUACUGUCCAAAACGACACCCUUUGGCAACAUGGAAGAGCUGACGGCGGAUAUUUAGUGUUUGGCAAUAUGUUGUUUACCUAUACUGUUAUUACAGUUUGUUUGAAAGCUGGACUUGAAAUAAGUUCGUGGACUUGGGUCACACAUUUGGCAAUAUGGGGUUCAAUAGUUAUGUGGUUUAUAUUUUUGAUCAUUUAUUCAAGAAUAUGGCAACUCUUGCAUAUUGUUGGCGCCGAUAUGUCAGGUAUCGAUCAAAUGAUAUUUUCUUCGGGUAUUUUCUGGUUUGGAAUAGCAAUCAUUCCGUUAAGUGCACUACUCAUUGAUAUAUCAUAUAAGUUGAUAUCGCGGACCUGUUUCAAGACAUUGACCGAUCAAAUAAUUGAAAUGGAAUUAGCAAACAGUCCAUCGCAACAGUCUAUGCUUUUAGAGACGGCGCGAAUGUUUAAGAAUGUGUUUCAUAGGAAACGCGAUAAGUCUAAGGAUGACCGCGUCAGACAUCGACAAGAGGUUGAACUGGAUCUCCAACACGGAUACGCCUUCUCACAGGAAGAACACGGAGCUGUUCCACAGUCAAAACUGAUCCGAGUUUAUGACACGACGCGUUCCAAACCUUCGGGAAUAUGAGUUCAAAGAGUUUAUUAGUCACAACUAAUGAUAAAGUUUUCGACAAAAAUCCCAAUUGAUUUAUAUGUGAUUUUAGUGUUAGUCAUACUUUUUUGAGUUUAUUUGUAAAUAUUUUUAUUAAUUAUAAUUGCAAAUCAUAAAAGUUUAUUCACAAAUAUAUUAUUUUAAUCCAUUGUUAAUCACUUAUUUCAUUUAAAAAUUAUUUAUUA
Molecule: messenger RNA, 3889 nt
Organism: Oppia nitens
Lineage: Eukaryota; Metazoa; Arthropoda; Arachnida; Sarcoptiformes; Oppiidae
Gene: ATP8A
Product: probable phospholipid-transporting ATPase IA
Exons: 8
Coding region: 237-3680 (1147 amino acids)
Biological process (GO): phospholipid translocation
Cellular component (GO): plasma membrane
Molecular function (GO): ATP binding; ATPase-coupled intramembrane lipid carrier activity; ATP hydrolysis activity
Source: RefSeq, a predicted model, not a curated record